Molecule: messenger RNA, 5841 nt
Organism: Plectropomus leopardus (leopard coralgrouper)
Lineage: Eukaryota; Metazoa; Chordata; Actinopteri; Perciformes; Serranidae
Gene: scn4aa
Product: sodium channel, voltage-gated, type IV, alpha, a
Biological process (GO): neuronal action potential; membrane depolarization during action potential; sodium ion transmembrane transport
Cellular component (GO): plasma membrane; voltage-gated sodium channel complex
Molecular function (GO): calcium ion binding; voltage-gated sodium channel activity
Source: RefSeq, a predicted model, not a curated record
CAAGGGGAGAAUUACGUCCUCAGCGGAAGGCUUCGCGGAAGACUUGAUUUUUUCCCAAGUUUAUCGGAUUUUGUGGGAAUAUUUGCUUUACCGUGCAAGCUCCUUUAGGGAAACCCCGGUGUGGCGGUAUCCCUUCGCGAUGCGAAGAUGGCGCCCCUGCUCCUUCCCCCAGGCACCGAUACGUUCCGCCGCUUCACCCGGGAAUCGCUGGCGGAGAUCGAGAGGCUCAAGGAGGAAAGUAAAAAGGCCCCAGAAGUAGAGGUUGACGAGGAUGAAGAGCCAGCGGCCCCGAACGCUGAUCUGGAGGCGGGCAAAAGUCUGCCCAUGAUCUACGGAGAUCCCCCACCAGAGCUGCUCAACACUCCUCUGGAGGACCUGGACCCCUUCUACAAAACACAGCACACAUUCAUUGUGAUCAGCAAAGGAAACACAAUCUUCAGGUUCAACGCUGAACCGGCUUGCUACAUUCUGAGCCCCUUUAGUGUGAUUAGAAGAGGAGCCAUCAAAAUUCUCAUACAUUCAUUAUUUAGCAUGUUCAUCAUGAUUACGAUUCUAUCGAAUUGUGUAUUCAUGACGAUGAGCAACCCACCAGCAUGGAGUAAAACUGUUGAGUAUGUUUUUACUGGUAUCUAUACCUUUGAGGCAACAGUCAAAGUGUUGUCAAGAGGUUUCUGUGUUGGAUCUUUUACAUUCCUCCGAGAUCCAUGGAAUUGGCUGGAUUUCAUGGUGAUCAGCAUGGCAUACAUCACUGAGUUUGUUGACCUUGGCAACGUGUCAGCCCUCAGGACAUUUCGUGUACUUCGAGCCCUCAAAACAAUUACUGUGAUUCCUGGUUUGAAAACCAUCGUGGCUGCUCUGAUCCAGUCGGUGAAGAAAAUGGUGGACGUCAUGAUUCUGACCGUCUUCGCCCUCGCCGUUUUCGCCCUCAUUGGCCUUCAGCUCUUUAUGGGAAAUCUGCGUCAUAAAUGUAUACGGUGGCCCAUCGACACAAAUGAAACUGCAUUUGAAUUUUUUAACACCACCGACACAUUUAAUGGCACCAUGUCCUUCAACGACACCAUGGGCUUCAAUGAUACAGCGUAUUCCAACAGCACCUUCGAUUUCAAUGAGUAUAUUGAAAACACAGAAAAUCAUUAUUUCUUGGAUGGCAGCCCAGAUGCUCUGCUUUGUGGAAACAGCUCUGAUGCUGGAAAGUGCCCUGAAGGAUACACGUGCAUGAAGGCUGGGAGGAACCCCAACUUUGGCUACACCAGCUUUGACUCUUUUGGCUGGGCCUUCCUGGCUCUCUUCAGACUCAUGACGCAGGAUUACUGGGAGAACCUUUUCCAGCUGAUCCUGCGGGCGGCUGGUAAGACGUACAUGCUGUUCUUUGUGGUGGUCAUCUUUCUGGGUUCCUUCUACCUCAUCAACCUGAUCCUGGCCGUGGUAGCCAUGGCGUACGAUGAACAGAAUCAGGCCACUCAGCGAGAGGCCAUAGAGAAAGAAGAGGAGUUCCAGCGGCUACUAGAGCAACUCAAGAAUCAAGAACAGAUGGCUCAAGGUCUCGGGAGCCGACUCACUCUAACCAGUAAGAAGACACUCAGUCGUCACACCAUAGCUGAAUUAACAGAUGAUGAUCUGAGCGUUAACAAUGACGAAAUUAUCAAGGAUUGUAACGGGAGAGUCAUCCCUCGUUUGUUAGUCAGAGCGCCGACCAUGGUGAAGACUGCUGCAGAUCUUGAAAUCAGAGAGAAGUCUGUCGGCUCUGUGCACAGCAUGCUUCAUCUGGACGAGCCAGGCCUGGCACAGAGGUCUGCGAGUGCUCUCACUGUGCUCACUGCAGCUGCUAUGGAAGAGUUGGAGGAGGCUCAGAGGCCGUGCCCACCCGGCUGGUACAAGUUUGCCGACAUAUUCCUGAAGUGGGACUGCUGCCCGCAAUGGGUGCUCUUUAAAGAGUGGGUGCACUUUGUGGUGAUGGACCCUUUUGUUGACUUGGCCAUCACCAUCUGCAUCGUGCUCAACACCCUCUUCAUGGCCAUGGAGCACUACCCCAUGACCCCGGAGUUUGACCACAUGCUUUCAGUGGGAAAUCUGGUUUUCACUGGGAUCUUCACUGCGGAGAUGUUCUUCAAGCUCAUUGCCAUGGAUCCCUACUACUACUUUCAAGUUGGCUGGAAUAUUUUCGACAGCAUCAUCGUCACUCUCAGUCUGGUGGAGUUGGGGCUGGCGAAUGUCCAGGGGCUGUCUGUCCUCAGGUCCUUCCGUCUGCUUCGAGUCUUUAAACUGGCCAAGUCCUGGCCCACGCUCAACAUGCUGAUCAAGAUCAUCGGUAACUCAGUCGGAGCUCUAGGAAACCUGACUUUGGUGCUGGCCAUCAUCGUCUUCAUCUUUGCCGUGGUGGGUAUGCAGCUCUUUGGCAAGAGCUACAAGGACUGCGUGUGCAAGAUCUCGACAGAGUGCGAGCUGCCGCGCUGGCACAUGAACGACUUCUUCCACUCGUUCCUUAUCGUGUUCCGCAUCCUGUGCGGGGAGUGGAUCGAGACCAUGUGGGACUGCAUGGAGGUGGCCGGAGCUGGGAUGUGUUUGGUCGUCUUCAUGAUGGUUAUGGUCAUCGGAAAUCUAGUGGUGUUGAACCUCUUCCUGGCCUUGCUGCUCAGCUCGUUCAGCGGAGACAACCUCUCCGCGGGGGACGAUGACGGAGAGAUGAACAACCUCCAGAUCGCCAUCGGCAGGAUCACAAGGGGAAUAGACUGGUUUAAAGCCUUCGCCGUUCGAACCAUGCUGCAGAUUCUCGGCAGGAAGCCCAAAGAGCCAGAGGAGUCCAAGGACGGACCGACGGACAAUGAGGACCCUAAAAUGGAGGAAAUUGAAAUGAACCACUUGGACACUGGUCAGGAUUUCAAACUGGCAGAUGGGAUACCUAACUGUCUGGUUGAAGGCCGGCCUUCUGGAUUUAUUGUGGAUGGAGAGCUCAGUCUCAACGUGCCGAUCGCUCAAGGAGAGUCAGACUUUGAGAACUUGGGCGAGGACACAGAGGAUGAUGCUGAUAAUGCCUCAGAGACUUCAGAUGAAAAGAAUAACCAUCAUUUCUCGGAAGACUUAGAAGAAGAAAGAAGCAUGCUGGGAAAAGUCAAACUGAUGGGUGCUUUGAAUGAUGGGGAUUCUUCAGUGUGUAGCACAGUGGACUACCAACCACCUGCGCCUGAACCAGAAGAAGAGGAAGAGGAAGAGCCUGAAAUAAUUGAGCCAGAGGCCUGCUUCACUGACAAAUGUAUUACCCGCUGGCCUUGUCUGACUGUGGACAUCACUCAGGGCCGAGGAAAGAAAUGGUGGAACCUGCGCAGGACUUGUUUCACUAUUGUGGAGCACGACUGGUUUGAAACCUUCAUCAUCUUCAUGAUUCUCCUCAGCAGCGGCGCUCUGGCCUUUGAGGACAUACACAUAGAAAGACGCCGAACCAUCAAAAUUAUUCUGGAGUAUGCCGACAAAGUUUUCACCUACAUCUUCAUCAUCGAGAUGAUCCUUAAAUGGGUCGCGUACGGCUUCAAGACCUACUUCACCAACGCCUGGUGCUGGCUGGACUUUUUCAUCGUAGAUGUUUCCCUGAUUAGUUUAGCUGCAAACUGGAUGGGAUCUGAUCUCGGACCAAUCAAAUCCCUCAGGACUCUCAGGGCGCUGCGGCCUCUUCGAGCGCUGUCGAGAUUUGAAGGCAUGAGGGUGGUGGUGAACGCUCUCGUCGGAGCGAUUCCCUCCAUCUUUAACGUGCUGCUGGUGUGUCUGAUAUUCUGGCUCAUCUUUAGCAUCAUGGGAGUCAACCUGUUUGCAGGGAAGUUCUACCGCUGCAUCAACACCACCACAGAGGAGCUCUUCCCCAUGACGGAGGUCAACAACAAGAGCGACUGCAUGGCCAUUAAAGAGGCCACGCAGGAUGCUCGCUGGGUCAACGUCAAAGUCAACUAUGACAAUGUGGGACAAGGCUACCUGUCUCUGCUUCAAGUGUCAACUUUUAAAGGCUGGAUGGACAUCAUGUAUGCUGCUGUUGACUCAAGAGAGGUAGAGGAGCAGCCUUCUUAUGAGAUCAACCUCUACAUGUACAUAUACUUUGUCAUCUUCAUCAUCUUUGGCUCUUUCUUCACACUGAACCUCUUUAUUGGUGUCAUCAUCGACAAUUUCAACCAACAGAAGAAAAAGUUUGGAGACAAAGACAUCUUCAUGACUGAAGCAAAAAAGUACUACGAUGCCAUGAAGAAACUUGGUUCCAAGAAGCCACAGAAGCCGAUUCCGCGUCCAACGAACCUAAUCCAGGGAAUGGUGUUUGACUUCAUCAGUCAGCAGUUCUUUGACAUCUUCAUCAUGGUGCUCAUCUGCCUCAACAUGGUGACCAUGAUGGUGGAGACGGACAACCAGAGCCCGGAGAAGGAGGACUUCCUCUUUAAAGUAAACGUGGCUUUCAUUGUCGUCUUCACCGGAGAGUGCGUGUUGAAGCUCUUUGCCCUGCGACAAUAUUUCUUCACCAACGGGUGGAACGUUUUUGACUUUGUCGUGGUCAUCUUGUCCAUAGCUGGUACAAUGCUCUCAGACCUGAUCGAGAAGUACUUUGUGUCACCGACUCUGUUCAGAGUGAUCAGACUGGCCAGAAUAGGCAGGAUUCUGCGUCUUAUUAAAGGAGCAAAGGGCAUUCGGACACUUCUCUUCGCUCUGAUGAUGUCACUUCCUGCCCUGUUCAACAUCGGCCUUCUGCUCUUCCUCAUUAUGUUCAUCUUCUCCAUAUUUGGCAUGUCAAACUUUGCCUACGUCAAAAAGGAGGCCGGAAUUGAUGAUAUAUUUAAUUUCGAGACGUUUGGUGGCAGCAUUAUUUGCCUGUUUGAGAUCACGACGUCAGCAGGCUGGGAUGGGCUUUUACUCCCGAUGCUUAACAAGGAGUAUCCAGACUGCGAUCCGGACUUCGAGAACCCGGGCACGGAUGUAAAGGGGAACUGCGAGCCGGGCAUCAGCAUGAUAUUCUUCUGCGGCUACAUCAUCAUCUCAUUCUUGGUGGUGGUCAACAUGUACAUCGCCAUCAUCUUGGAGAACUUCAAUGUGGCGCAGGAGGAGAGCAGCGAUGCGCUCUGUGAGGACGACUUUGAGAUGUUCAACGAGACGUGGGAGAAGUUUGACGUCGAUGGAACCAUGUUCAUCGAGUACAGCCGGCUCUCAGAUUUCUGUGAUGCCUUGCAGCCGCCGCUCAGGGUUGCCAAACCCAACAAGCUCCGUCUGAUUGAAAUGGAUCUGCCCCUCGUCAUUGGGGACCGGAUUCACUGCCUGGAUGUGUUGUUGGCCGUCACUCAGAUGGUCUUGGGAGACACGGUGGAGAUGGCGGCCAUGCGGGACAGCAUUGAGGCCAAGUUCAUCCUGAGCAACCCCACCUCAGACUCCUUCGCACCGAUCACCACGACGAUGCGCCACAAAGAGGAGCAAUUGGCUGCUGUAAUCAUUCAGAGAGCUUACCGCAGCCACCUGCUGAAACGCUGCAUACGCCACGCCGCUUUUAUGCACAGCUGUAAACGGUUUGGUAGAAAGGAUGAAGGUGAAGAUCCACCAGAGAAAGAGGGCAUGCUCGCACGGAGGAUGGGAGUGCUCUAUGGGAGCAACGUGGACCUCGCAGAGGAGAUGGAGCGCGCUGAUUUGGAAACUCUAACAAGCCAACAGCCUCCUAAUCCCGAGACAUUGUCGCUUGACGUGGAGGCCCAGAGUGGUUCAGAGUCCGCCGAGCCAAAUAUCAUGGUCGUACCUGUAGAAAUUACUAAUGAGGUUUUACUACAUUCUGCCCCGAACCCACACCUCUUUAGCCUCCCUGCAAAUCUGAGGGAGACGAUUGUAUAA